This is a messenger RNA of Platichthys flesus (European flounder), 3622 nucleotides long. It is a transcript of the gene pdcd6ip, whose product is annotated as programmed cell death 6 interacting protein. Lineage: Eukaryota; Metazoa; Chordata; Actinopteri; Pleuronectiformes; Pleuronectidae. The coding region runs from base 93 to 2759 and encodes 888 amino acids. Gene Ontology annotation, cellular component: endosome. The transcript has 18 exons. Gene Ontology annotation, molecular function: protein binding. Gene Ontology annotation, biological process: mitotic cytokinesis. The record is from RefSeq and is a predicted model, not a curated record.
CAGGAAGUGGGUCGCUCGCUGUUGUUUGUGUUCGUUGGUCGUCUCUCGUCUCUCGUCUCUCUGAUUCCGUACAGCUCGUAACACGGGCCGAAAUGGCGACGUUUAUUUCAGUCCCGUUAAAGAAGUCGUCCGAGGUGGACCUGGUAAAGCCGCUGUCCAAGUUCGUAACGGCCACAUACGCGGGGAGCGAGGACCAGGCAGAGUACCUCCGAUCCGUGGACGAGUUGAACAAGCUCCGCAAGAACGCGCUGGGGAGGCCGCUGGACAAACACGAGAGCUCGCUGGAGGUCCUGCUCAGAUAUUAUGACCAGCUGUGUGCUGUUGAGCCCAAGUUUCCCUUCUCUGAAAACCAGCUCUGCUUGACCUUCACAUGGAAGGAUGCCUUCGAUAAAGGGUCGCUGUUUGGUGGCUCAGUCAAGCUCGCUUUGGCCAGUUUGGGCUACGAGAAGACGUGUGUGUUGUUCAACACAGCAGCGUUGGCCAGUCAGAUCGCCUCAGAGCAGAACCUGGACAAUGACGAGGGGCUGAAGGCUUCAGCCAAAUUUUAUCAGCUGGCCAGUGGAGCGUUUGGUCACAUUAAGGACACCGUGCUGUCUGCACUGAAUAGAGAGCCCACCAUGGACAUCUCCCCGGAGACUGUGGGCACCCUCAGCCUCAUUAUGCUGGCCCAGGCCCAGGAGGUCUUCUUCCUCAAAGCUGCUUCAGAUAGGAUGAAAGAUGCUCUCGUCGCAAAGCUGGCCAAUCAGGCGGCAGAUUACUAUGGCGAUGCCUUCAAGCAGUGCCAGUAUAAAGACAACCUUCCCAAGUAUUUUUAUUUUCAGGAAGUGAUCCCGGUGCUGGGGGCCAAGCACUGCAUCAUGCAGGCCAACGCCGAGCUGUACCAGAGCCUCGUGGCCAAGCAGAAGAAGCAUUUUGGAGAGGAGAUCGCUCGCCUGCAGCAUGCAAAAGAUCUGGUGAAAACCCCUUAUGACGAGUACGUGAGCGUUAAGGACCUGACUGAUAAGAUCAACCGAGCGCUCACCGCUGCCAAAAAAGACAACGAUUUUAUCUACCAUGAUCGUAUUCCUGACGUCAAGGAUCUGGAGCAUAUCGGCAAGGCAACAUUGGUCAAACCCACUGCCAUCACAAUGCCACUCAGCCAGAAAUUCACAGACUUGUUUGAGAAGAUGGUUCCCAUGGCGGUGCAGUGUUCCAUGAACAUUUACAACCAGAGGAAGGCUGAGACUGUGAACCGACUGGUGGGAACGAUGAGGGAGUCCACCAACCUCUGCAACGGGGUGUUGGCGUCCCUGAACCUGCCAGCUGCUCUGGAGGACCUGUCCGGAGACUCUAUCCCACAAUCCAUUGCUGAGAAGGCCAGAUCCAUCGUGCAGCAGGGAGGACUACAGAGCAUCGAGCAGCUCAUCAAAGACCUGCCAGAGCUCCUGACUCGCAACAGAGAGAUCCUGGACGAGUCUCUGAAGAUGCUGGACGAUGAAGAGACGACAGACAACGAGCUGAGAACAAAGUUCAACCAGCGCUGGAACAGAACCCCCUCUGGUGACCUGUAUAAGCCCCUUCGUGCAGAGGGCGGUAACUUCCGGAACCUCUUGGACAAGGCUGUACAGGCCGAUCAGGUGGUCAAGGACCGCUACAGCGUCCACUGUGACAUGAUCACCUUGCUGUGUAAACCAGUGGACGAGCUCAACGCUGCCAUCCCCUCCGCCAACCCCACCAAAACCCUGCAGGGCAGCGAGGUCGUGAACGUGCUGCGCUCGCUGCUCACCCAGCUGGACAACAUGAAGAUGGAGCGGGAGACGCUGGAGGGCGAGGUCAAGGCCGUGACCUUUGACAUGUCUGCUACCUUCCUGAUGGCACUGGCCCAGGACGGGGCCUUCAACGAGGAGCAGCUCUCACUCUCCCAGCUCGACCAGCUGUACGGCACCUACAACCAGAGGGUACAAGCCACCCUCCGCACGCAGGAAGAGCUGCUUGGACAGGUUCAGACAUCCCACCAGGAGUUCAGCAGUCUGAAGCAGUCCAACUCCGAGGCCAACCAGAGGGAGGAGGUCCUGAAGAAGCUGGCUUCAGCCCAUGACAGCUACGUCGAGAUCAGCAGCAACCUGCGCGAAGGCACCAAGUUCUACAAUGACUUGACAGAAAUCCUGCUCAAGUUCCAGAACAAAUGCAGCGACAUCGUUUUCGCUCGCAAGACGGAGCGGGAGGAACUACUCAAGGACCUGCAGGUGAGCAUCGCCCGGGAGCCCAGUGCUCCAUCCUUCAAUGUUCCUGCCUAUCAGAGCAACCCGGCUGCCGGCCCGACCCCCGCACCCAGGACUGUAUUUCAGCCUCAACCAGCCCAGCAGCCCCCAGCGAAGCCCCUGCCCCCAGCCCGGCCUCCACCUCCCAGCGUCACCCCUCAGGCUGCCUCCGCCGCUCCCGCCAACACACCAGCCGCUGGCCUUCCCUCCAACAACCCACCACCUCUGGCCCCAUCCUCCACGGCCCAGGGACCACCUUACCCCACUUACCAGGGUUACCCAGGGUACUUCCAGGUGCCGGUGGGAUACCCCUACGGCUAUGGUCAAUACAACAUGCCCAACAUGCCCAACAUGCCCAACAUGCCCAACAUGCCCAACAUGCCUAACAUGCCCUACAUGCAAUACCAGGCCCCUCAAGGGCAAGGAGGAUACCCUGGAGCUCCCCCUGCUGGACAACCCUAUCCUGGCUACCCCCAGCAACCACCACAGCAGCAACAGCCCUACUACCCUCAGCAAUAAACCUCCUCUUCAUCGCCUGAUUCUUCUUCACACACGUUAACACCAAAUAAAAACUUCCCCCCAGCAAUAACACUUUAUCUCCAUCUACUCCCUUUGUUUCUCACUUUUAGCAGCUGUGAGUGAACAGUGACUCUAGAGCUGCUUUGCACUUCUUCUGAAACUUUUGAUUACGUUGCUCUUCUGAAGGUUUUUUCUUUUCCAUCGCUCACGUCCCGUGUUGUCUGGGCUCUGAGAGCACUUUUCCUCGACUAUCUCAACUCUCACUGAUGCACUAACCCCCCCUCAUGUUGAUGUACUCAUAUCCUUAGAGUUUUGUUACUUGUUUAAUUUAAACCUAGCCUUGUCUGCAUCAAUAACCGACUCUUUGUCCGGGCUGGACUGCUGUACAACACUCGUGGGGGCACGUAGGAUCCCAGGAUGGCUCUCUGUCUCCUGCUUUGAGAGUGUAUGUCGGGUGGGCGGAUGCCACUCAUCCUCACUCCCCCAACCCACUCUGUGCUUCUGUAUCAACUAUAAUCCUAUUUUUGUAAUAAAUACCGAUGCCGAGCUGAUGUAAAAAAAAAAAAACUCUAAAAAACGAAUGGCCUGCAGGUUUUCUAAUGUUAAUCAGACUGUUGAGCGCUCUGCUCUCUUUCGCUCUUUUUCUGUUCUUCAGUCUCAUCCAGGGAACGUGGGUAUAUAUUUUCCGUGUUACAAUCAGACUGCAUAAUUGGGAGAAAUGGUUCUAUUAUAUAAAUAUAUGUAUAAAUAAGACUCCGUGUGUGGUUAACUGAGACACUGUGCACCCUCAUGCUCUUUGUGUUUAUUUUUAUUCCUUAGCUCUAAUGUGAUUAAAAACAACUGCGAGUCAGACUUUGUCGGUC